Messenger RNA from Closterium sp. Naga37s-1, 950 nucleotides. Lineage: Eukaryota; Viridiplantae; Streptophyta; Zygnematophyceae; Desmidiales; Closteriaceae. The record is from the annotation of a GenBank genome assembly.
CCCCUCCAAAGCCCCUACGGUGUGGUGAAGCACGUGACAACGGUGUGCCACGUCAGUGCAUGCCACCCGGUACGCCUCGUCACCGCCUGUCUGGGCAACUUGCUCCGUGCCGAUUCGCUCGCUUGCUGCUGUCUGAAACAAGGGUGGUGGGGAGGAGUGCAGUGCAGCGAUGGUCGGGACGGGCGUGGGGGAGAUCAAGCUGGUUGUUCUGACACACGGUCAUAUCGCUGGUGUGUUCAGGGGCACCCCUCCAUUCGCUUACGUGCCAUGCACUCAUCACUGCCCCUUGUGGCCUUUCGCGGUUUGGGCUGCCACCUUCUGCUCAUCACUUGCGUUUUACCUAGCCCCGAACCCCCGUUGCUCCCCUCGCUCCUCCCACGACUCUGCUGCUAUCUGCGCAACCACCACAUGACUGUUCCACCAGGACUGUUCCGUUACCUGCGCAUUCACCACCUGCACACUCGCCGCCUAGUGGCCAAGCUGUCCCUCCAGCCACUCAACUUCCUCUUGCUUUCUGCCAGAAGGGACAACCACCUUGACCACAGGAACCCGUCCCUACCAUUGGAUCUACCCCUGCUUUUCCCUUCCUUCACACCCCACCCCCCCACCCCGCGCCCCUCACUGCCUUCCAUUUCUCCUCAUCCUACCCCCCUUCUUACCCUCCCGGCAUCUCCCACCCUCGUCAGUUUCGCCCCUCCCACUGUUGUUUCCCCUCCCUUGCUGUUUCUGACCACCCCUCGUUUCCCCCUCCCUCUGGCCUCUCCCCUCUCAAUCUCCAGAGGCAGAGAAGACACCAGUAGCGGCAGCAGCAGCUGGAAGGUCGCGUCGCUGGUGUGUUCAAGGCCGAAUGUGCACGUUCCAUUCGCUCGCUUGCGAUGCACCUAUCGCUGCCCCUCGUUGUCUCUUGCAGCAUGUCUUACUGCUCGUGCCAUGUGUUUCGGCAUCAUAUG